AUGCACUCCCAGACGUCAUUUCAUGGCUGCACGGCUGCCAAAGUCAGUACCAAGAAGGAGAUUGCAGUUCAGUCCCUGGAGAGUCUCUCGGUGCCAUUCCUCGACGCCAAUAGCAACCAGUGGACAUCCAACGCCACAGCCUACAAUCUCCGUGUGCCAUCCAUACCUAUCGUAAUCGUUCUUGCAGAAACAGACCAGCAUGUUCGCGAUGCUGUCGUGAGUGGUGUUGCUGCUGGCAUGAAGGUCAAUGCCCGUUGCGGCGGUCAUAGCUACGCGUCUUUGGGACAUGGCGGGGAAGACAAUCACCUGGUCGUCGACCUGGCGGCCAUCAACAGCGUCACAGUUGACCCCGCCACCCACAUCGCGACCGUCGGAGCUGGGGCUCGACUGGGCCACGUUGCCACCGAGCUCUACAAACAAGGCGGCCGGGCCAUCUCCCACGGUAGCUGCCCAGGUGUGGGCAUUUCCGGUCACAUCCUGCAUGGUGGAUACGGCUGGGCUUCGCACAAUAAAGGUCUCGCGUUGGACUGGAUGAUGGGCGCCAGUGUUGUUCUCGCAAACGGUACCCAGGUCUACUGCUCCGAGACGGAGAAUCCUGAUCUCUUCUGGGCGCUUCGAGGAGCUGGCUCGAACUUUGGCAUCGUUGUCUCUUACACCCUGAAUACCUUUCCAGUGCCAUCCGUUUCAACACCAUUCAAGGUGUCUCUGAAGUGGCAUACCAAAGAAGAGAAGAUCAAUGGCCUCCAGGCACUUGUCAACUUCUCUCGUACGGCUCCGCCUGAGCUGAACAUGCGACUGGGUGCAUUUGCUUCCGGAGGCCAAAACUUCGAAGGUAUUUACUAUGGCAGCACCGAUGACUUGUCCAAGGUUAUGACUCCACUGCUGGAGAAUACAGGAGGAGAGCUCACCGCGACCCAAGGUACCUGGCUCGAAGGCCUUGAGUACUACGCCGAAGGCAAUUCUCUUGCUAUUUCCGAGCCAUACAAAGAGCACGGAAACUUCUAUGCGACAAGUCUCACUCUGAAGGAUCUCUCUGGUGAGUCCUUGAAGGAUUUUGUGAAUUUUUGGCACACACAAGCCAUCGGUUUCAAGUCGGGCAGCUGGUUCAUCCUGUUCGACCUACACGGAGGACCCGCGUCUGCCAUCUCUGCCAUACCCAACUCAGCCUCAGCCUACGCUCACCGCGACAAAGCCUUCCUGGUCCAACUCUACCAUUAUGUUGACAACGAGAAAUGCUACCCUCACGAGGGGAUUUCUCUGAUGCAGGGUUGGAUCAAAGCCGCUACACAAACCCUGAAGGAUGGCGAUUGGGGCAUGUACAUUAAUUAUGUCGACUCAGAACUUGAUCGCCACACAGCGGGAAAAUUGUACUGGGGGGAGAAUCUGAAGCGACUCAAAGAACUCAAGAAGAGAUACGAUCCGACAGAGGUGUUCUACUACCCACAGUCAAUUUCUCCUGCCACCUGA
This is a messenger RNA of Cryphonectria parasitica EP155, 1467 nucleotides long. RefSeq names its product FAD-binding domain-containing protein. Gene Ontology annotation, molecular function: oxidoreductase activity; FAD binding. The coding region runs from base 1 to 1467 and encodes 488 amino acids. Lineage: Eukaryota; Fungi; Ascomycota; Sordariomycetes; Diaporthales; Cryphonectriaceae. The record is from RefSeq and is a predicted model, not a curated record. The transcript is spliced from 2 exons.